ACUGAGAGAAAGCAGAAUCAAAAUGAAGAAGUUUCUUGUGUUGGUCUCCUUUUUGGUCCUGCUGACCACUGUUACAGACACCUCACCAAUUUUGUCUGAAAAAGAUGCCAAACAGCUGCUGAGGACUCGUCGUGAAGAGAGACCAAGAAAAGCUGGUUUCCCUGAUGAACCAAUGAGGGAGUACAUGCUUCACCUCCAGCGCUUGGAGCAGAGAUCAGAAGAGCAAUUCCUUGAACACUGGCUGAAUCCUCAUUGCCUCCCACACUGCAACAGGGACCUGGUGCACCCAAUCUAAUGGCAUUGCCCACCCUCCAACUGAUCUCCACAUGAUUACAGAGGACAAGUUUAUUCCUGCAUUGGCUACGUGCUCACUGUAGAGCAGAACCUCUCUGCAAUCCUCGUGGUACAGCAGAAAUUCCAGCUCUGAGUGGCCUGAUGAGCUCUAGAUCACCAUGCAUUUGCUACCAGCAAUGAUUGCAUGCAUGAAUAACUGAAUUGAGGGUUUCCACAGUUUCUGAGGUAUGGGCAGCUGAUUAGUCCUAGAGUGUCCUUUCAAGGGCACAGGUUUAGACUGUCUGAAGCAAGAGGAAUUUGGAGGGAGAGGUUAAUAGGAAAUUGCAGAAUAGCAACAUGAAGAGAAGGCCAGCUUUCUGGGCUUUGGAGGAAUCCUUAAUUACAGUUUUCUAGGUUAAAUAACAAUAUUUCAUGAAGACACAACAUUUAUGUAACACUAUUUCCUACUGCUUGAUGAGUAUUUCAUGUAUUGUUUCAUAAUAAAAGCUUGACUCAAUUUCA
Molecule: messenger RNA, 795 nt
Organism: Melospiza melodia melodia
Lineage: Eukaryota; Metazoa; Chordata; Aves; Passeriformes; Passerellidae
Gene: C24H17orf67
Product: chromosome 24 C17orf67 homolog
Exons: 4
Coding region: 23-295 (90 amino acids)
Source: RefSeq, a predicted model, not a curated record